GCCAUUAUUCUCCCUGGCUUGACGGUCGGGAGAAAGACGGUUAAACACUUUUUAACAUUAUAUUUCCGGCGAAACUGCAGCCUGCUCAGCCUGUUUGUGCCGUCGGACGAUUGUCUCAUGAAUUAGCGACCACCGUGCGGACACCAUGGAGAAACGGUCCGACACUGCGGGUGUUAGAGGUGGCCUUCCCCUGGCCUCCCUCCGCUUGAUGGCGUCCCCUCUGCAGCUGACAUACUCGUACAUAUGGCAGGUCAUAAGGCAGAGGGACGUGAAGCAGUAUGGAAAGGUGGAGGAGUUUGUGACAAUGGUGACGCAGACUGUUCCUGAACUCAUGAGUUUCAAACAGACUGCCCAGCUCGUCUUGGGGUUGAGGGCAAGGAUCAUAUUGGAUUUGCUCCACAACGAGGGCCCCCCAGAUUCUCGGGCUAUUCAAACUCUCAUAAAUAAGCUGAAGGUUCCUGCAUCUUCAGGGAAGGACUCUGACGUGGAUAAAUCUCAAACUAACUUUAUGGUGCUGGUCCAGAAUCUGCAGAAAAACCCCAGUGAGAGGAAACGCUUCUUCAAGGAAGUGUUCCCUGUCCAGUAUGGCACAAAGUUCGACACAGCGCUUCAGGCUCUGACUGCAGGCCUGGUGUGCAAGCUGGAGCAACUUCUGCCUGUUCCCAAUCUCUCCCAGCUUGGUGCCAUGAUCUCAUCAGAGCCCAGUGUCCUAGAAGCGUGUGGAGGCUUCAUCCCUGAACCCGGCGACUUGAAGACUCUCCUCCUGCACCAGCAAUCCAAGGGAAUCCUUAGUGUUAAAGCAACCAUCUCAUCUUCAGUGGGCGACUGUGUGCUCUCUUCACUUGCCUUCCGGCCCAAAGCAACAGAACCACCACCAGCCCCACCACCACCACCACCACCACCAGCCCCAGAAUCACCGAAGCGAUUAGAGGUCAGCUUCCAGGACACAAGCCCUGCCUCCCUCAGUGAAACCGAAGACUUGGGAAUGUUGUCUGAUGACUCUGACAGCCCAGCAGCCCCUGCCAGUGGACCACAGGGAAGAGGGCGAUAUAGUGACAAAACAGAUAAUGGAAGUUCUGCAAAGAAAACGAGUGUCACAACAACAGCUCCUCGGGACAGUCUGGUCCAGGAGAAGGAUUCUACACAGGAGGAGUCCGCCAUGAGAAGGGAAGAGGAAGCGCCACUACCACCGCCACCAACAGAGAAACCGGACCAACAGCGGCAGCCCUUGAAAUCAAUCCCUUUCAAGGUAGUUCAAGUGCCAGUCAAAACCGCUCCCACCUUACAGAAUGCAGGCAGCACAGGAACAAAAGACGUCCAGAAGCCCAUGACUCAGCGAGUCACACUGCAUCAAUGGGUGUCACAGAUUGCCACUAAUUCACUCUCUCUCCCUGCCUUGCCACCACUUCCUCCAGCCAGGCUGCAUGCAGAAGAUGACAUGAAGCCAACCAUCAGAAGAAAAAAGCAAAUUAGGCCUCCAUCUGACAGGUUUACAUGUGCCGUGUGCGAAAAGACCUUCCCUUAUCAGUCCAAACUAAUGGACCACGAGCGCAUUCACACUGGAGAGAAGCCUUUCGUGUGCACUGCAUGCAACAAGAGUUUCCGAACACAGGCGUUCCUCAACAACCACCUGAAGACCCACAGCACAGCACGACCCUAUGCUUGUGGCCAGUGCGGCAAGUGUUUUACCAAGUUGCAGAGCUUAACGAAGCACAUGCUCGCACACAGCGGCCAAAAGCCCUUCUAUUGCAACAUCUGCAACAAGGGUUUCACACAGUCCACCUACUUCAAAAGACACAUGGAGUGCCACACGAGCCAGAUGACGUUUCCAUGCAAGCACUGCAGCAAAAGCUUCCCAACUGCUUUCAAGCUGUUAAACCAUGAGCGCUGGCACACCAGAGAUCGCCCUCACAUGUGUGAGCGUUGUGGGAAGAGAUUCCUUGUCCCCAGCUUGUUGAAGCGGCACAUGGGCUAUCACAUCGGCGAUCGCCAGUAUCUCUGCUCUCAGUGCGGAAAGACCUUCGUCUAUUUGUCUGACCUGAAGAGGCACCAGCAAGACCAUGUGCCCAAAGCAAAGAUCCCAUGUCCUGUUUGCCAGAAGAAGUUCUCCAGCAAGUACUGCCUGAGGGUUCACCUGAGGAUCCACACCAGAGAGAGACCCUACCGGUGCUCCAUCUGUGAGAAGACCUUCACUCAAGUCGGGAACCUGAAGGUUCACAUCAGGCUACACACCAACGAGCGUCCUUUCAGCUGCGAUGUUUGCGGGAAGACGUACAAGCUGGCGUCCCAUCUGAAUGUCCACAAAAGGACUCAUACGUGCAAGAAGCCCUGGACGUGCGACACGUGUGGGAAGGGAUUCUCCGUCCCCGGCCUUCUGAAGAAGCACGAGCAAUUGCAUACGAGGGAAGCUAACCCUGACUUCUCCGGCAAACGGAGAUACAGGGGUAAGCACAAGAAGCACUCCCUCAAGAGGAAGUAUGAUGAGGAAGAUGAAGGCAGCGAUGAUUAUUAACCAAAGAAACGUAUUUUGUAAUAAAUAGGGAUGCUCUGAUCACUGAUUUUAUGUCACUAAAAUCAGCCCCAAUCUGGAAAGCUGCCACAUGAGAGACCUUUUGAAUGUGCAACCAUGUAAUUUUCAAAGUUGAACUUGUUAUCUUGUGCUGGAGAGGAUCAGCUGGGGCUGGGUAGUUAGUUUUUCAGUAAUGUUAGGAUCAUUUUUUCUGAUCAUUGGAUUUAAAGACUAGAGUCACAGUUUGAGUGCCCAACCAGCUGGAACAUCUCUCCAAAUGAAGUCCACUGUUUUACUGUAUAUCAGUGCUGUUUUUCAUGUAAUUAGGUGAUGUGACAAGAUGAUUUAAUGUAACCAAGUUACCCUGAGCUGUUACAUUUUGAGAAAUAUAGGGUAGUAAUGUUGAAUUCUGAUCAUUUUCAGAUCUAUUUUUGAAUUGUCAGUGGUUGGUAAUCAUUUUCAUUCCUAAUACAUGUGAUUGGUUCUGAAAGUUGAAAAAAUAUAUUUUCCCAAAAGUAAUGCUUUUUCGAGAGGUUACCUUUACGACAUCCAACAUUUUAAAAAUAGACAUCAUGUGUAAACAGCAUUUCAAUGCAUGUGACUGUUGAAUAUAUCUGCUUUGUAAUUAAAUGUUCAAUGUAAUGUCAUUAGUAAACAUUUUAACUUUAUAACCAUGUACUGUAAACAUUACAGAUACUCUGCUUUUGUUUUUGAAUGAAAAUAGUCUGAUUCAUUCUUUUUUUUCCACCAGUAGAAGCAGUUAUAUGUGCUUGAUUUAACAUUAAGAAUUAAGUUGAGAUUUGGCACUAUAAAAAUGUACAUUAUGCAAAUGUGUGAUAAGUUGUCCUGUGAAUCAUUGUGGUUUCCUUUGCUCAUUCUGUUAUCAGCAGCGAUGUAUAUAACCCAUCAAGUAACAUACCUGUUUAACAUUUUCAUUGUUUUUGUU
Scomber japonicus (chub mackerel) is the source of this 3455-nucleotide messenger RNA. Its product is annotated as zinc finger protein 135. The coding region runs from base 146 to 2512 and encodes 788 amino acids. The transcript is spliced from 7 exons. NCBI's taxonomy places the organism in Eukaryota, Metazoa, Chordata, Actinopteri, Scombriformes, Scombridae. Gene Ontology annotation, biological process: regulation of transcription by RNA polymerase II. Gene Ontology annotation, molecular function: DNA-binding transcription factor activity, RNA polymerase II-specific; RNA polymerase II transcription regulatory region sequence-specific DNA binding. Gene Ontology annotation, cellular component: nucleus. The record is from RefSeq and is a predicted model, not a curated record.